GAGACAGAGCGUGGCAUCUCCACGGCACCGGAAGAUGAUAGCUCGAAACAUCAUGGUACCCCUCCGCCCUUAAAUUCGCCUUACGAGACCGAUUUCUCGACACUAUGAACCCGGUCAACGCGUCGAGUGCCGAGACGACCCUCUCCCAGGUCGCCUCGGCAUUCGCAGAUGCCUCUUCCGCCGCGCUCGCUUCUGCUGUCACACGGGUAGACGACGUCGCACGUGUUCAGGGCUCUUCCUCGUGGCUGGGCCUCGUUGCCAGAUUGGUGCUCUACCUGCUUCACAUCCUGUCGACAAUCAUAUACUGGAGUCUGAAGCUCACGACGAUCUCUGUGCCGACGCUGCUCUUUACGCUAUUCUCCACGAGCUUAACCGUGACGAUGAACGCGACAACUUUGGCAUUGAUAUUGCUUGUCAUGUUCUCUGCGGUAACUUGGGUUGUCAGAUACCGAUAUUUAAACAUGUAUUCUCGCCUGCCUCCAGAGCCGCAACGCAAGGAGCCGGAGUUGGACCUCUUUCCGGAGAGCCACGAGGAAGGCGCCAAGCCUGGUCUGAGUAAUUAUCUAGACGAAUUUCUCAGUGCCAUCAAGAUCUUCGGGUAUCUCGAGCGACCUGUGUUUCAUGAACUGACCAGGAGCAUGCAGACCCGGAAGCUAAUCGCCGGCGAGACCCUGAACCUGGAGGAAGAGAAGGGAUUCUGCCUGGUUGUGGACGGACUCGUUGAGAUUUUCGUCAAGUCUUCUCACCCCAGCCAGACGUCGCGACUUGACAUACCCCACCACACCUCGCUGCAGUCUUUUUCCGACGAUGACGAGCACUCUGCCCCCGGCCAGCAACGCUAUCAGUUGUUGACCGAGGUUCGAAACGGCAACCCCAUGUCGUCGUUGUUCUCAAUCAUGUCCUUGUUCACAGAAGACGUGAAGCUUAUGCUGCCAUCUGAGGACAUCACCAGGCCCGGCCGCUCAAGCCACCAACGUCUUGCCUCCGGCGCCAGCAUUCCGCACCCAGAGGACAUACCGCCCUUUUUGGCCGAAGCGACAGACCUAAGCAAAUCCCAUGAGCCCUCGAGCGCGAGUCGCUCCCCCACCGGCAAUCAGGCCACAUUACCAAGGAUUUCCCCCCUUUCGUUGGAUGAUUCGCUACAGUCCCGGGCUACUCGUCGUCCAACCGUGAAAAGGACAGCGACGUCGGUCCAUCCUGAUAUCAUUGCGAGGGCAACGGUCGACACGACCAUUGCGAUAAUACCUGCGAGCGCUUUUCGGCGGUUGAUCAGGGUUUAUCCCAGAGCCACUGCCCACAUUGUGCACGUAAUCUUGUCGAGAUUUCAACGCGUUACUCUCGCCACGGCAUACAACUACCUCGGCCUUACUAGCGAGGUCCUUCACACGGAAAAGAACAUGAUUAACUAUACAACUUGCCAGCUGCCGAACCUCCUCCGAGGGGAUGCUCUGGAACGUUUGAAGGAGAAGUUUAAGCAGGAGAGAGAGAGGGCCGGUGAAGAGGACAGUGGCAAAGGGAUCGCUUUACACAACGCAUCGGUGACUCGUCAGCGUCGCCGGUCUUCGACGAGCCUCCGUAAAGAAGCAGCGCUGCAAGCGAUGAGCCGCUCGCGACCCCAGUCUGUAGUCGCAUCUACGAUUGUGCCCCCGCAAGAGCGUGUUUCGAUACACACACCCAGCCCCGGCGACCUCCUCGCUAACGUCCAGAUAACCCGUAGUGGAGGCCCAAGGCCAUCGGGCACUCUAGAGAUUCCGAUCGCGCAACCGUGGAAUCCACCGGACACAUUCCACACAGGAGAUACGAGCCCUCUGGCGCAGCGCACCUUCGACCCGUUCUCAACCCAGAAGCGAGCCCGCCUAUCAAUUGACCCUCGCGAAUCCGUAGAUGAGGACAACUUUUUCAGGGUAUCUAUUUUGGAGUGCGUCUUCAAAGCUUUAGGUAUGGGUACUGGUGGAUCAUCAUCGAGAGGCCCAGAAUCGAUCGAGGGCUCCCCAAGACUCGUCUCAUACGACCAAAGAAGGCAAAAGGCCGUGUUCAGCAGCAACGCAUUUGGCUAUAUAGAUCCCUUUGAUAGUGCCGCCGAUUGGGACGCCGAAUCGAUGACUUCUGGCGGCGUUUCAAUGACUGCCACCCCGAACAUCCAGUUUCUCGCCGCGGAAAUGAAACAUGACGUUGAGAUUGUCUUCUUUCCUCAAGGAUCGGUGUUGGUCGAGCAAGGGGAGCGAAGCCCGGGCCUUUAUUACGUCGUCGACGGGUUCCUCGACAUCUGCGUCCCGUCGGAUGACCCGGGGAGCGACAUCCUUAGCUCAGCCAGUAGAACCUCUGCGACGGCUAUGCAUCUAGCCGAGUCUCAAGAAGCUGCUCGGCGGUCGUCAUAUUAUUCGCCUGCGCAGGAGGCCAACACCAACACGAAUAUGCCCGAGGCGAAACGGUACGCCAGAUCCAGCCGUCGCCGCGUAGGGCUGGUGAAGCCAGGCGGCCUCGCAGGUUAUAUUGGUACAGUCUCAUCGUACAGGUCCUUUAUCGACGUGGUCGCCAAGACGGAUGUCUACGUCGGGUUCAUCCCGCGAGCAACUCUAGAGAAGAUAGUAGAACGGUAUCCAAUCGUGCUUCUCACGAUGGCAAAGAGGCUGACCAGCCUGCUUCCGAGACUAAUACUUCACAUCGACUUCGCUCUCGAGUGGGUCCAGGUCAAUGCCGGGCAAGUCCUAUUCAAUAAGAACGAGGAAAGCGAAGCUAUCUAUCUCGUCCUCAACGGAAGGCUACGGUUGGUAGAAGACCGCAAGGGCGGCGGAAUGAAUGUUCGUGCAGAGUAUGGCCAGGGCGACAGUGUUGGUGAACUGGAGGUUAUGACCGAAUCAGCUCGCUCUGGCACCCUGCAUGCCAUCCGUGCUACGGAACUUGUCAAGUUCCCGCGCACCCUGUUCAACAGUCUGGCUCAAGAGCACCCCAACAUCACCAUAAAGAUCUCCAAGAUCAUCGCAUCCCGGAUGCGGUUGCUAGUCGACGAUCCGUCCAGCCUCGCAGGGAAGGAUGCGGCUUCUGGCACAUCCAUAAACAAGGUUUCGUCCACCCUCAACAUACGAACGGUUGCCAUCCUCCCGGUAAGGUCCGGCAUCCCCGUGGUUGAGUUUGGGAACCGCUUGAUGAAUGCUCUGGCCCAAGUUGGCACGCCAAACGGCGCCACAUCCCUGAACCAGGCCGCAAUCCUCAGCCAUCUCGGAAAACAUGCUUUCAACAAGAUGGGGAUAUUGAAAUUAUCACACUAUCUUGCCGACCUAGAGGAGAAGUAUGGGUUGGUUGUCUACGUUGCCGACACAAGCGUGACGUCUCCUUGGACCCAGACGUGCAUCACGCAGGCAGAUUGUAUUCUUCUGGUGGGCCUAGCCGAAGGAUCUCCUGAGAUUGGCGAGUACGAGCGAUUCAUGCUGGGUAUGAAAUCGACUGCCCGCAAAACGUUAGUUCUCCUUCAUGCCGAUCGGUACUCGCCCCCCGGACUCACGAGAGCAUGGUUGAGAAAUCGGGUCUGGAUCAACGGGGGCCAUUAUCAUUUGCAGAUGGCCUUCGAGACAAAUACCGUCGCUCCCCACCCACCCCCGAGGAAGAACGGCCCGACUUUGAAGGAACGUGUACAGAUCCUCCAGGCCGAGAUACAGAGAUAUACGGUGCAGAAGAUACGUCAAAGGCCUUACUACUCACCCGACGCCCCGUACAAGGGAGACUUUCAGAGGCUCGCGAGAAGACUCUGCGGCAAAUCGAUCGGUCUUGUGCUGGGAGGGGGCGGCGCCCGAGGCCUAGCCCAAGUCGGCAUUAUCAGGGCCAUGGAAGAGGCCGGCAUACCGAUCGACAUCGUCGGCGGCACGUCUAUCGGUUCGUUCAUCGGAGCGCUAUACGCACGACACACGGACGUGGUGCCCAUGUUCGGCUUGGCGAAGAAGUUUGCCGGGAGGAUGGGUAGCAUGUGGCGUUUUGCUCUCGAUCUCACGUAUCCGUCGGCGUCGUAUACCACCGGCCACGAAUUCAACCGCGGGAUCUUUAAGACUUUUGGCAAGCACCAGAUUGAAGAUUUCUGGCUGGAAUAUUACUGCAAUACGACGAAUAUCAGCAAGAGCAGGCCCGAAAUCCACACCAGCGGCUAUGCUUGGCGAUACGUCCGGGCGUCGAUGUCGUUAGCUGGCCUGCUCCCGCCGCUGUGUGACGAAGGCAGCAUGUUGUUAGAUGGCGGGUACAUCGACAACCUCACGGUGUCACAUAUGAAGUCGCUCGGGGCGGAUGUGAUCUUCGCUAUCGACGUGGGGGCAUUGGACGACGACACACCCCAAAGCUACGGGGAUUCCCUCUCGGGCGUAUGGGCGUUCUUCAACCGAUGGAAUCCGUUUUCGAGCACCCCCAACCCGCCAACGCUGGCAGAGAUCCAAGCUCGCUUGGCCUACGUAUCCAGCGUCGAUGCUCUAGAGCGUGCCAAGACAAUGCCGGGAUGUAUAUACAUGCGGCCGCCGAUCGACGACUACGGCACUCUAGACUUUGGAAAGUUUGAUGAGAUCUACGCGCUCGGGUACAAGUUUGGUACAGAAUUUCUUGCCCGGCUGAAGGAGGAUGGAGUGCUGCCGCUGGUGGAGGAAACCGAGGCCAAGAAAGCACUACGGCGGACGAUGGCGCCUCGACGUGCGAGCAUUUAAGUACGUCCCAGGAGUGCUCGAUACCCACUUCGUUAGUACAUAGAACCUCGUCCGAGUGCGACGAGCGACGCAUAUGGUAAUAAUCAAUCGGCGCGAUCCCACGAAGCCGAGUCCAUAGCGAUAAUAGCGGAAGCGCCUAAUUAAAAGUAUAUCGUAAGGCCAUCCGUACUGCUGUGAAAGCUGCCGGAUGGGUUCUAGGUGAACGUGUACGGGGAUUGUUGCUGUUGCCUUUGCCGUCCUUUCAGUGUCCGUUUGCUUUACCCCUAUUGUUUUCGUUCCAAUUCUAGCAAGGCGCGGGGU
Molecule: messenger RNA, 4979 nt
Organism: Durotheca rogersii
Lineage: Eukaryota; Fungi; Ascomycota; Sordariomycetes; Xylariales; Xylariaceae
Product: lysophospholipase NTE1
Exons: 3
Coding region: 105-4679 (1524 amino acids)
Biological process (GO): lipid metabolic process
Cellular component (GO): endoplasmic reticulum
Molecular function (GO): phosphatidylcholine lysophospholipase A1 activity
Source: RefSeq, a predicted model, not a curated record